GUUCGAACGUAGGUCAGCUCAGUGCAGAGUGGAUUUUAAACCGAAAUGCGCGAAGUGUUAAUUAAACGUUCUUUUGAUAAUGCUAUAAUCCAUAAUGUGUACCUAGGUUGCGUGUUGUUAAGUAAUUAUUAUUAACUGAGGUCCCCCUCUUGAUUAUAAAUACACUGAAUGAGUCGCGCGGACACUUACUACCGUUUCAGUUUGGCGAGUUAGAAUUGCGGAUGGUGAUUUAAAACAAUAGUGUUCUCGAUUUUUAAAAAAAAUGAACGCGAAGGAGGACAAAAUUAGAAGUGCGAGUCCUUUGAAGUGCUGCCAAAGUACUUCAAUGACUUCGUUGACGUCUAAUGGUGAUUUGUGCGAGGCGAAAAAUACGUACAUGCCGAAUUUUGAAAAUCAUUUAGAGGUGCAUAAUAAUAAUUACAAUUUUCACGCGAAUCAACAGCAGUUUAAGAAGCACACCUUUCCGAAACGUCCGCCGGCAAAUCUGCACUUCGAUGAGAUUACCUACGACACUUGGAGUUGGUCCAUGACAAGCUUUCCAAGAGAAAAAAAGCGCAUCCUUCAUGGAGUCUCCGGAGUGUUUAAAUCCGGCGAGCUUUCGACGAUCAUGGGACCGUCGGGCGCGGGUAAGACGACUCUGCUCAAUGUACUCGCGGGAUACGUUACAAGGGGCAGCUCAGGUGUCGUACGCAUCAAUGACAGUGUAAGAGACGGAAGCGACCGAUUUCGUAAAUUGACGGCCUAUAUUCCGCAAGAAGAGGAGCUGAGGUUGAACCUAACCCCAAUUGAAGCCAUGAAUUUUGCUGUUCAUUUGAAGUUAGGCUAUACGAUGUCGAUCAAAGCCAAAGUUGAGCACGCAAAUGAACUUCUCGAAAUGUUGGGACUUGAAGAAUGCCAUCACACACUAACAGGACGUCUCUCAGGUGGACAACGCAAACGACUUGCGAUCGCGUUGGAACUAAUCAGCAAUCCACCCCUAAUAUUCUUGGACGAGCCUACUACGGGAUUGGAUAGCUUGUCAUGCAGCCAGUGUGUAUCACUACUGAAGCGUUUGGCCCAAGAAGGACGAACAAUCAUCUGCACAAUUCACCAACCUUCCGCAUUGAUAUUUGAAAUGUUUGACCAACUGUAUGCGCUCGCUGACGGCAAUUGCAUUUUUCAAGGGCCUGUAGCAGAAUUGGUACCACACUUGGCCUUGGUCGGACUACAAUGCCCCCCUUACCACAAUCCAGCGGAUUUCUUGAUGGAGGUUUCAAGUGGCGAAUACGAGAGGGAUCUCCAAAAGCUAACCAGUAUUGCCAAAGCAAGUAGGCAAAGUAAAGAUAAGGACCUACUGGCCGUCACUAAUACGGAUAUUACGGAGAUAGUCGAUAGCGUAAUUGCAAAACCCGCAUCGCCGUUGGUGCAGUUCUUCCUGUUGUUCAAAAGAAAUUUCCUUUGCACUCGACGCAACUACAUUUACCUGCUCAAUCGAGUUGCGGCCCACAUAAUUAUUGGUCUCAUAUUUGGAUACUUAUACCGAGGGGUUGGUAAAGGUGCAAACACCGCGUUGGCUAAUUACGCUUACUUGUACGGAUCUAUGCUGUUAAUUGUUUAUACGGGGAAAAUGUCCGUGACGUUAUCUUUUCCUUUAGAAAUGCGAGUUCUGCAAAGAGAGCACUUUAACCAAUGGUACCAACUUCUACCCUACGUAUUAUCGGUCUUGCUGCUGGAGGUGCCGUUACAGAUAUUAUGCUCAUGGUCUUACAUUGCGAUUAGCUACUGGCUAACGGAACAACCCUUUGAUUUUCGAAUCUACUUCUUCUUGAUAUUCUGUACGUUGAGCACCCUCUGCGCGCAAUCUUGGGGCUACUUCAUCGGGGCAACGACACCAAUAAAGAUCGCCGUCUUCAUCGGCCCAGUACUAGCCUGCCUGUUUUCCGUAUUCGGCUUCUGCAUACGUUACUAUGACACGCCGGUCCUUUUUAGGUGGAUGUUCCACAUUAGCUACUACAGAGCCGGAUUUCAGAGCGUCGUUUACGGUAUCUACGGUUUCAAUAGGACCGCCUUGGACUGCCCUGACGAAUUGCUAUACUGCCACUAUCGACAACCGCAAAAGAUCCUGCAGGAAAUGGGCACCGAGGACAUCAGUUUGACUGCGAACGCGUCUUUAAUAGUAUUUGUAGGUUGUCUAAUGCACGUUCUCACGUAUAUAUCUUUGUGGGUGAAGUUAAACAAGCGAUAGCCUGUAGAGUGUCUACUAUUAAAUCAAAAUGUGAUAUUAUACAAAGACUAGAUAAAUAAUAGUAUUGUUUGUAAGAUUUUUGUAUUAGAGAAGCCAAAGAUUUAUGUUCUAGGUAGGUACCUGUUUUCCUAGUUCUGUAUUUCAUGUUCAUUAAAGCUCUAUAGUUUUGUAUUUCAGAUGUACAAUAUCAAAAAAUUUAAUUGUG
Messenger RNA from Photinus pyralis (common eastern firefly), 2429 nucleotides. RefSeq names its product ATP-binding cassette sub-family G member 1. The coding region runs from base 263 to 2224 and encodes 653 amino acids. Gene Ontology annotation, molecular function: ABC-type transporter activity; ATP binding; ATP hydrolysis activity. Lineage: Eukaryota; Metazoa; Arthropoda; Insecta; Coleoptera; Lampyridae. The record is from RefSeq and is a predicted model, not a curated record. The transcript has 12 exons. Gene Ontology annotation, cellular component: plasma membrane.